ACCGUAGAUGUCAAAGGCUGAAGCUGCUCCCUUUGCCACAUUAUUACUAGUAGGGGAUCCUCACAGACCAUGGCCACAGCUGCCUCGAAUCCCUACAGCAUUCUCAGUUCCAGCUCCCUGGUCCAUGCGGACUCCGCGGGCAUGCAGCAGGGGAGUCCUUUCCGCAAUCCUCAGAAACUUCUGCAAAGUGAUUACUUGCAAGGAGUUCCAGGCAAUGGGCAUCCCUUGGGGCAUCAUUGGGUGACCAGUCUGAGCGACGGGAGCCCAUGGUCUUCCACACUGACCACUAGCCCUCUGGACCAGCAGGACGUGAAGCCCGGGCGCGAAGACCUGCAACUCGGUGCGAUCAUUCAUCACCGAUCACCACAUGUAGCACACCACUCACCGCACACUAACCACCCGAACGCCUGGGGGGCAAGCCCAGCUCCAAACCCGUCCAUCACCUCAAGCGGCCAGCCCCUCAACGUGUACUCCCAGCCAGGCUUCACGGUGAGCGGCAUGCUUGAGCAAGGUGGACUCACCCCACCACCAGCCACCGCCUCCACACAAAGCCUGCACCCAGUCCUCCGGGAGCCCCAGGACCACAGCGAACUGGGAUCUCACCACUGCCAGGACCACUCCGAUGAGGAGACGCCAACCUCUGACGAAUUGGAACAGUUCGCCAAACAAUUCAAACAAAGAAGAAUCAAAUUAGGUUUUACGCAGGCUGACGUGGGGCUGGCGCUGGGCACACUAUAUGGCAACGUGUUCUCACAGACCACUAUCUGCAGGUUCGAGGCCUUGCAGUUGAGCUUCAAGAACAUGUGCAAGCUGAAGCCCCUGCUGAAUAAGUGGCUUGAGGAAGCAGAUUCGUCCACAGGGAGCCCAACAAGUAUUGACAAGAUCGCUGCACAGGGCCGCAAGCGCAAGAAGAGAACCUCCAUCGAGGUGAGUGUCAAGGGCGUUCUGGAGACGCAUUUCCUCAAGUGUCCCAAGCCUGCAGCACAGGAGAUCUCCUCACUGGCAGACAGCCUCCAGUUGGAGAAAGAAGUGGUGCGUGUCUGGUUCUGUAAUAGAAGACAAAAAGAGAAAAGAAUGACUCCACCAGGCGAUCAACAACCACAUGAGGUUUAUUCGCAAACGGUGAAAACAGACACAUCGUGCCACGAUCUCUGACGAGAAAAUAAGCAGACGACUGGCCGCACUGGGAGCAGCGCGG
This is a messenger RNA of Octodon degus (degu), 1198 nucleotides long. RefSeq names its product POU class 3 homeobox 4 (gene Pou3f4). The coding region runs from base 70 to 1155 and encodes 361 amino acids. Lineage: Eukaryota; Metazoa; Chordata; Mammalia; Rodentia; Octodontidae. The transcript has a single exon. The record is from RefSeq and is a predicted model, not a curated record. Gene Ontology annotation, molecular function: RNA polymerase II cis-regulatory region sequence-specific DNA binding; DNA-binding transcription factor activity, RNA polymerase II-specific. Gene Ontology annotation, cellular component: nucleus. Gene Ontology annotation, biological process: regulation of transcription by RNA polymerase II; brain development.